This is a messenger RNA of Paramuricea clavata, 1050 nucleotides long. Lineage: Eukaryota; Metazoa; Cnidaria; Anthozoa; Malacalcyonacea; Plexauridae. The record is from the annotation of a GenBank genome assembly.
AUGGAUUCAGCUUUUACCAAAUUUGUGGAACUGUCGGGCAUUACCGUGACGGAGAAUACAGAUUUAACACCGAUAUUGGCCGACUAUUGGAGUUUUACAGCGUUUGCUUCAGCCUAUCCCGAUAAUAUCUACGAACUAAAUUUCAUAAAAUGGCGAUUGAGCAAAGCGAUGCCAAAACCCCAACAAACCAAUACAACGCCACAAUCCCAACCCUCACCGCAACAACCACAAUAUCAGAUGUCACCACGCUCAGAAAAUACGGUACAAUAUGCGGUCUCACCACAACAAAUUCUCGUCGUAUCUCCCUCGAGACCCGCAGAGGAUAAAAUUCUAACAAAAAAGACAGACUACCACUCACUACCCACAAAACUCGAAAGACUAAAGAAAUAUGUCAGCAACGUCGAAGGAACCUUUAGCUCGUUUAGUCUUACGAAAUCUCCUGAACCCCUGACAACCAUCGAAAGCAAUGAAACAAACAAACCCGUUGACGACGCAACACUACCCGCCCUUAAUUUUAACAUAGACGAUUAUAUACCCGACAACGAAACCCCUAUGAUAUACACAGAACCCAUUAGUAUCACACAUCGCGGAAAAGAUAUUGUGGCGGCUAAAAAACAUUUUGAAGAAAACGAAAGGGCCGAGGAAGAAGGGGAAACUAGCAAUAAUAUGUCCAAGAAAACCCCGGCAAAAAAACCUGUGAGUCGAAAACGAAAGCGAGACAGCGGGCGACCAACAAACGACGAACAACUAAUUCGAAUGGACGAAGACUACAACGAUAUGCAAUCACUACAGCUAACAAGACGGCAACUAACCCUACCCGACAGUCGAGGAAAAUGUAAAAAAUCAAAAAAAAUUUUGACAAAAAUAACAAACGAUAUUAUCGUGAACACAGGUCGCGAAUUCCAGACCUUCGAACUGUUUGCGAAUGUUCGUGAAGAAGCCUUGAAAAUCAUUCAAGAGAAACGCGAACUUCUAGAGAAUGUGAACGCCGCAGAAUAUGUACUACAUACACUCCUUAAAAAACAAAAUAAUAGUGACUCUUCUAACUAA